UUGAAGGAGAGGGGAAACCGUGCAUGGGAGAUCACCAGAGCUGACUUGAGCGCACAGCAAGGCAGUGGAAUCAUUACUCAAUGAAAAUUGAAGUAUUGAGCCAUGCAGAAUGACAAAUGCUUGUUUAAAAAGGUUAAAGACCCGUUUUCUGUCUUGUGUAAUGAUGCGUGACAACGGUAUGAGGAUAACCUUGAUAAGUUCAACGACAAUGCUCCAAUUUUGGGGUGUUAUGAUUAUGAAACUGCUACACUUUUCAGCAUUCAGGAAAUAGGCUUAUAGAGAACAGUUAGGCUACUCAACGUAAGGAAAAGCAGUAUGCUGACAACAUUUUGCUCCUUGCUCACCGAACAGGACAGCGACUCAUGGGAUGUAGUGUGGGCUGUAGAACAAGGCUCAACUUUGGAAAGGCGCUGUCCAAAGUAUCCGUGUGUUUUACCAUGGUCGUGAUUUUCACCUAUUUCUUCUACUGUCUUACCGGAUUAUGUGACUCCGCGCCGAGACAGAUGUUCGACCAUCACACUGUAAACAGAGACUAUGAUAUAUCGGACCGUACGUACGACAACCUGCGACCGUCAGCUCGACUCUAUCCUCACCAGCCGGGCGCACCGACUCCCUGGAACAGGACAGACACUUCAACGGGCGCCGCGCUCCACCUUGCAGACGAACAGGUCGCCAAGCUACAGUGGGUUGAAGGCGGACUGCUCCCACAAGAGAUACCGGAGAGCACCAAGGAAAAUCUAGCUGCUAACGGCAUCCCGGUGUCCAACACAUUUGAGAGUAAGAAGUUCCCACAAGCCAUCAUAAUCGGUGUGAAGAAAGGCGGAACGCGCGCUCUGCUGGAGUUCCUACGGAUUCAUCCGGACGUGAGAGCUGUCGGGGCAGAACCUCACUUUUUCGACAGGUUCUACGAGAAAGGCCUUGAGUGGUACAGGAACCUGAUGCCUCGGACCCUGGAAGGUCAGAUCACCAUGGAGAAGACGCCCAGCUACUUUGUGACCAAGGAGGCUCCUCGUCGCCUCUGCACCAUGAACUGCCACACUAAGCUCAUUGUAGUCGUCCGCGACCCCGUGACCCGGGCAAUCUCCGACUAUACCCAGACGCUGUCCAAACAACCCGGCCUCCCCUCUUUCCAGAGCCUGGCCCUCAAGAAUACCUCUACGGGAUUGGUCGACACCUCGUGGAGCGCCGUGCGCAUCGGCCUGUACGCCAAGCACCUGGAGAACUGGCUCCAGCACUUCCCCUUAUCUCACUUCCUGUUCGUCAGCGGCGAGCGGCUGGUGUCCGACCCGGCGGGGGAGAUGGGCCGGGUACAGGACUUCCUGGGUCUGAAGAGGGUGGUGAGUGACAAGCACUUUUACUUCAACCAGACGAAGGGAUUCCCCUGUCUGAAGAAGCCAGAGGGAAGCAGCAGGCCCCGGUGUCUGGGGAAGUCCAAAGGAAGGCCUCAUCCACAGAUCUCACCAGAGGUACUGCAGAGGCUCAGGGACUUCUACAGGCCAUUCAACCUCAGGUUCUCCCGGAUGACAGGACAAGACUUUGGAUGGGACUGAGCCGUCCACCAAUGUUACAUGGAAAUCAAGCCAAAGGAUGAAAAGGAUUACUUUAAACCAUGUGGAGAGGACACUGCUUUCAUCAAGACAGGAAACACAAGACUGACAUAUUACUUUAAACCAUGUGGAGAGGACACUGCUUUCAUCAAGACAGGAAACACAAGACUGACAUAUUACUUUAAACCAUGUGGAGAGGACACUGCUUUCAUCAAGACAGGAAACACAAGACUGACAUAUUACUUUAAACCAUGUGGAGAGGACACUGCUUUCAUCAAGACAGGAAACACAAGACUGACAUUACAUUUGUCAAUGAGGGAACAGGGGUUCUAGGUUACCACUUUGACUUGUGACAUGGUAUGCAUUAUACAAAAUGUUGGCAUUUUUUGGUAUUUUAUGGAACAAUGAUAUAAAGCUGUCGUUUAUAGUUUCAGUUACAGUAUGUGUAUGUUGCUACAUGUAAGAAUAAUGUAAGAACUCAUUGUUUUGCCAGUGUAAAGUACAUGAACCAGGAGAUCAUGAUACAUGUCACACAGUAAGUAGACCAAAGGACAGUGAUGACUUGAUACCUCUGUGUGAGGAGACUCAUGUUACAAUGGAUUAUACAAAGGAUUAUAACCAACCUGUUUCUGACCAGCGUGUGUGCGUGUGUGUGUGUGUGUGUGUGUGUGUGUGUGUGUGUGUGUGUGUGUGUGUGUGUGUGUGUGUGUGUGUGUGUGUGUGUGUGUGUGUGUGUGUGCAUGUUUAAGAUACCGUAAGAAAAGUGUAUUUAUUGCAAUAAGUGUACGUAGCUUUAAUUAUUCUUGUGACCACCCAACUAAGCAACAAAACAUUUCUUUAUCAGGGUUGACAAUCCUUUUCUUUUGACUUGUGUUUUCAAUGGUACUGUAGAUAUAAAAACCAAAUGUGUAACUAUCUAUCAUUAUCUGUCAAGUCAAUCUAAUACCAGACCCUGUUUACAGCAUUUCCAUUGGGACAGUAUUACAUUGGGACAGCAUUUCCAUUGGGACAGUAUUACAUUGGGACAGUAUUCCAUUGGAUGAUGAACCUCUAUUAUAAAGACUUUGUACACAUAAUCCUUUUUCUUCUCCUUGGGUAAAGAGCUAAUUAUGAUGUGAUACUUAUUUCACCUUUUAACGCAAAGUUAUUUAAGCCUCAUUUAAAAUGAUGCUCUUACUUGCAAACCUUUGAUGCAUCCAACAUUGAUACCUCACUUAGGGUACAGGCAAACGAAACAGAUUUGUAUGUAUAGUUUACCCUUCAAUGAUGAAACGCAAUGUACAAUGAGUAUCAUUAUCUUGACGUUACCAGUUCACUUAACUCUACCAGGUCAUUUGUAAAUGUCAUGCUUAAAGAUUAUGUUUGUCAAAGUUUAUUUCCUUUCAAUUCAUAUUACUCUGUAAAAAUGUUCUAUUAAACCAUACUGAAGUUUACAACACUAUUGUACAUAGUGAAAUGAGAUGUUGAGAUGUUUAGUAAAGCUUCAUUUGAAAUGAA
Messenger RNA from Oncorhynchus tshawytscha (Chinook salmon), 3044 nucleotides. Its product is annotated as heparan sulfate glucosamine 3-O-sulfotransferase 6-like. The transcript is spliced from 2 exons. Gene Ontology annotation, molecular function: [heparan sulfate]-glucosamine 3-sulfotransferase activity. NCBI's taxonomy places the organism in Eukaryota, Metazoa, Chordata, Actinopteri, Salmoniformes, Salmonidae. The record is from RefSeq and is a predicted model, not a curated record. Bases 363 to 1550 code for a protein of 395 amino acids.